AUGGUCACCCGGGAUCGACCUGAGAAUAGGGAUGGCCCCAAGAUGCUGAAGCCGUUGGUGGAGAAGCGGCGCCGGGACCGCAUCAACCGCAGCCUGGAAGAGCUGCGGCUGCUGCUGUUGGAGAGGACCAGGGACCAGAACCUCCGGAACCCGAAGCUGGAGAAAGCGGAGAUCCUGGAGUUCGCCGUGGGCUACUUGAGGGAGCGAAGCCGGGUGGAGCCCCCGGCGCCGGCUGCACCAGGGGUUCCUCGGUCCCCAGGCCAGGACGCCGAGGCGCUCGCCAGCUGCUACUUGUCCGGUUUCCGCGAGUGCCUGCUUCGCCUGGCGGCCUUUGCGCACGACGCUAGCCCGGCCGCCCGCUCCCAGCUUUUCUCCGCGCUGCACGGCUCCCGGCGCCCCAAGCCGCCCCGGUCAGAGGCGGCGGAUCCGGGGCUCCCGGCGCCGCGCCCACCGCUGGACCCUGCCUCUCCGGUCGUUGGCCCCGCGCUGCAACGGGGCCCUCCCAGUCCGCGCUGCGCCAGGUCCCCGUCCCACUGCUGCCCACGCGCCGGGGAUUCCAGCGCGCCGGCGCCCCUCACCGGACUGCUGCCGCCACCGCCGCCGCCACCGCCACCGUACAGACCAGACGGGGCGCCCAAGGCCCCGCCACUCCCGCCGCCCGCGUUUUGGAGACCUUGGCCCUGAGCUUUGCGGGGCUGGGGCGGGGUUUGGGGGUGGCGUAGAGACUCCAGCCAGAGGGCAGGAGAGGGAUCCGGGCGUCCGGGGCGAGGAGGGCAGCGGGGGCGCGCGGGCUCAGCGCGCGGGUGAGAUGUGGUCUAUAUUAGAGUGUCUAUAUAAAUAUAUAUUUUCCUGUCCCUUUCCCCUGCUCCGUUACCCUAUGUGUAGGAUUGUACUCUCUCUACCCCAGCCCAGUCCCAUACCCUCCCCAAGUCCCUAGUGCAUGGAAUAAAAUGGUUAUUAAAUCCCGGUGUGUCCCCUAACCAGGGGCCUGCCUUUAUAUCGGCGCCAUGCCCACUUGCCCGUACCAUUCUUCCACCUUCAGGCCUGCUCUCCACGGCUCAAGCCUUGGGGCAGACAGGUAAGUAAAGAGCCGAGCGGCAGACUGAGGUGGAAACUGAACCUGAAAAUAAAAUGAAUCUUUACGUAAAAGCCAAGAAAAGUCU
Acomys russatus (golden spiny mouse) is the source of this 1163-nucleotide messenger RNA. RefSeq names its product hes family bHLH transcription factor 7 (gene Hes7). Gene Ontology annotation, cellular component: nucleus. Lineage: Eukaryota; Metazoa; Chordata; Mammalia; Rodentia; Muridae. The transcript has 4 exons. Gene Ontology annotation, molecular function: RNA polymerase II cis-regulatory region sequence-specific DNA binding; DNA-binding transcription factor activity, RNA polymerase II-specific; protein dimerization activity. Bases 1 to 684 code for a protein of 227 amino acids. The record is from RefSeq and is a predicted model, not a curated record. Gene Ontology annotation, biological process: regulation of transcription by RNA polymerase II; anterior/posterior pattern specification; regulation of neurogenesis.